Molecule: messenger RNA, 2483 nt
Organism: Nelumbo nucifera (sacred lotus)
Lineage: Eukaryota; Viridiplantae; Streptophyta; Magnoliopsida; Proteales; Nelumbonaceae
Gene: ABA1
Product: zeaxanthin epoxidase (ZEP) (ABA1)
Biological process (GO): abscisic acid biosynthetic process
Cellular component (GO): chloroplast; membrane
Molecular function (GO): zeaxanthin epoxidase activity; FAD binding; protein binding
Source: RefSeq, a predicted model, not a curated record
AUUCCGUGGCCAAUUCUGUGGAUUAGCAUGCCAUCUCUUUCCCUGUUACUAGUCAUUCCCCCCUUUCCUCCUUCCUUGCUCUAGAGUCUCCAUUCAUCUUUUCUCUGAUCUCUCAGUUGAGCUACAAAGCAAGUAGUCAACUUAUUAAUUCUUAGAUCAUUAGAUACAAGGAUUGUGGGUUUGCAUUUCUUGAACAGCAAUGACUUCAGCACUUCUCUGCAGUUCUCUGCACUCCUCAACCAUGGGAUUCUCAAGAACCCACCUUCCAAUUCCCAGCCUCAAAUACUUCUCUGAGGAGUUUGUGUCUUCUUUUGACCACAGUUUCCACUUCAGAAGUAAAUCAGUUGAGCAUAGGAAGAGGAUUACCUCGGUGAGGGCUGUAGUGGAAGCCCCCUCGUCUGCCACGUCUACUCAGGCUAGUGGAAGCGGUAAGAAUUUUCGGAUCCUUGUAGCAGGAGGUGGGAUCGGUGGGUUGGUUUUUGCUCUGGCUGCUAAGAGGAAGGGGUUUGAUGUGGUGGUCUUUGAGAAGGACACCAGUGCCAUUCGAGGGGAGGGAAAAUAUAGAGGGCCGAUUCAGAUACAGAGCAAUGCAUUGGCUGCGUUGGAGGCUAUUGACUUGGGCGUGGCCGACGAGAUUAUGAAGGCUGGUUGCAUCACUGGUGAUCGUAUUAACGGGCUGGUUGAUGGGAUAUCUGGUUCUUGGUACAUCAAGUUUGAUACAUUCACUCCUGCAGUGGACCGGGGCCUACCUGUCACAAGAGUUAUUAGUCGGAUGAUUCUGCAACAAAUUUUGGCUCGAGCAGUUGGUGAAGAUAUUAUUAUGAAUGGCAGUCACGUUGUUAAUUUUGAGGAUGAUGGAAAUAAGGUUACCGUGAUACUUGAGAAUGGGCAGCGUUAUGAAGGUGAUCUCUUAGUUGGAGCUGAUGGUAUAUGGUCAAAGGUGAGGAAGAACUUGUUUGGGCACCAAGAACCCUGGUAUUCAGGUUACACCUGCUACACUGGUAUUGCUGAUUUUGUGCCUCCAGAUAUUGAAACUAUUGGGUACCGCGUAUUUCUGGGUCACAAACAGUAUUUUGUUUCUUCAGAUGUGGGUGGUGGAAAGAUGCAGUGGUAUGCAUUUCACAAGGAGCCACCUGGUGGGGUAGAUUCUCCCAAUGGUAAAAAAGAAAGGUUGCUUAAACUAUUUGGGGCUUGGUGCGAAAAUGUGAUCGACUUAAUAAAUGCCACAAAUGAGGAUGAGAUUCUACGUCGUGACAUAUACGACCGUGUACCUAUGUUUACUUGGGGAAAGGGUCGUGUAACCUUGCUUGGAGAUUCAGUUCAUGCUAUGCAGCCAAACCUCGGUCAAGGUGGAUGCAUGGCUAUUGAGGAUAGUUACCAACUAGCUUUGGAGCUUGAGAAGGCUUGGAUUCACAGUGUUGAAUCGGGGACCCCUCUUGAUAUUACAUCUUCUCUAAAGAGAUAUGAAGAAGCAAGAAGACUGCGUGUCACUAUCAUAUAUGGGUUGGCAAGAAUGGCUGCAGUAAUGGCCUCCACUUACAAGCCAUAUUUGGGUGUGGGGCUUGGUCCAUUGUCGUUUUUGACAAAGUUCAAGAUACCACAUCCAGGAAGAGUUGGUGGGAGAUUUUUUAUUCAUUUUGCAAUGCCUUUAAUGAUGAGUUGGGUCUUAGGUGGUAACAGUUCAAAGCUUGAAGGGAGGUCACUCUGCUGCAGACUCACAGACAAAGCAAACAACCAAUUACAAAAAUGGUUUGAAGAUGAUGAUGCACUAGAACGUGCUCUUAAUGCAGAGUGGUUUCUUUUCCCAUCAGAAAGUGAGGCUAAUGGAGACUUACAACCAAUUCAUUUGGGAAGGGAUGAGAACAAACCCUGCUUUGUUGGGAAUAUUUCACAUGCCAACUUACCAGGAAUAUCAAUAGCCAUACCUUCAUCCCAGGUGUCCAAAAUGCAUGCUCGUAUAAGCUAUAAGGAUGGUGCUUUCUACUUGACUGAUUUGCGGAGUGAGCAUGGUACUUGGAUCACAGAUAAAGAGGGGAGGCGGUAUCGGAUUCCUCCAAACUUUCCCGCUCGAUUUCAUCCAUCUGACGUUAUUGAGUUUGGUUCUGACAAGAAGGCUGCCUUUCGUGUAAAGGUUCUGAAGGAUCCUCCAAAGGUCACUGAAAAGAAUGAAGAGAGGCAAAGCCUACAUGCAGUAUAACUAUUAGCAGGAGCAGCUAACGCUUUUGAGUUACCCUUAACUGUAUAGCAUGCAUUGAUUACCAGUGGUGCAAUGUAAAGUCAUUUCUUUUUUUUUUGUAUAGGAUUAAUCAGAUACUUGAAUCUGAGAUUUAGUAGAACCCUGCUUUGUUUUCGGUUAGAGCUGGGAGAAGAAAUGUAUUAUUUUGUUAACUUUCUCGAAGAAGCGUUCCUUCUUUUGUUGAAUUUUGAAAUAUUUAUAUACAAAGAAUGAAAAAAAAAAGGAGAGAAUGGAAAAUUUAUUACAA